AUGCCUCACGCACAUACGUCCAGGUCUCACGCACAUACGUCCAGGUCCUCACGCACAGACGUCCAAGCCGAACACACCCUCGCGCACAGACAGUCCUCGCGCACAGACAGCCCUCGCGCACAGACAGCCCUCGCGCACAGACAGCCCUCGCGCACAGACAGUCCUCGAGCACAGACAGUCCUCGAGCACAGACAGCCCUCACGCACAAACGGCCCUCACGCACGGACAGCCCUCACGCACGGACAGCCCUCACGCACAGACAGCCCUCGCGCACGGACAGCCCUCGCGCACAGACAGUCCUCGCGCACAGACAGUCCUUGCGCACGGACAGCCCUCACUCACAGACAGCCCUCACGCACAGACAGCCCUCGCGCACAGACAGUCCUCGCGCACAUACAACCCUCACGCACGGACAGCCCUCGCGCACAGACAGUCCUCGCGAACAGACGUCCAGGCCCUCGCGCACAGACAGUCCUCGCGCACGGAUCCUCUCCUCGCGGCGGGGGGCGGUCCUUACGCGCGGAUAGCAGCAGAUCCGCAGAGUCUUCACGCACACGCUUCCUUCAGUCUGAGCUGCACGCGCCUCUUCAGGAACGCUCUGAGUCUGUUUUGUUGUUUCGGUCCUGGAUUUCCUGCGUGCGCGUGGCUCCGGAUGGUCCUUGGACUUUAAGCUCUCUGCGGCUCUCCGCGCCUCUGUGUGGCUCUCCUCAGCUCUCUGCGGCUCUCCGUGGCUCUCCGCGCCUCUCGGUGGUUUCCGUGGCUCUCCGUGGCUCUCGGUGGUCUCCGCGGCUCUCGGCUCUCAGUGGUCUCCGCGGCUCUCGGCUCUCUGUGGUCUCCGCGGCUCUCGGUGGUCCAGUCUCUGAGUUGCACGCGCGUCCUUCGGCUCUUGGAGGAAUGAACCUGGACCGAGCCUCCUCCACCGGGGCCCCGGGGUCCACGCAGCCCGCGGCGCCACCUCAGGCCCCGCUGCAGCUCCCUCACCCUCGGGACAUGGGACACUUUCAUCCGGGCAGAGGUUCCAGCAGCCGCCGAGGAUCCAGCAGCGAGUCCUCGGAGGCCGAGGUUCAAGAGAAACCGGUGGAGCUCCGAGUUGAAGACUGUGAGGAUCCAAAGAAGAAGAAGCAGCGCAGACAGAGGACUCACUUCACGUCGCAGCAGCUGCAGGAGCUCGAGGCCACGUUCCAGAGAAACAGAUACCCAGACAUGUCCACCAGGGAAGAGAUCGCUGUGUGGACCAACCUGACCGAGGCCAGGGUCCGGGUGUGGUUUAAGAACCGGCGGGCCAAGUGGAGGAAGCGUGAGCGGAACCAGCAGAUGGACCUGUGUAAGAACUCGUACCUGCCUCAGUUCUCGGGGCUGGUGCAGCCGUACGACGACAUGUACCCCACCUACAGCUACAACAACUGGACCAAUAAGACGCUGGCGCCGGCGCCGCUCUCCUCCAAGAACUUCCCGUUCUUCAACAGCAUGAACCCGCUGACCUCUCAGUCCAUGUUCCCCUCUGCUCCUAACUCCAUCACCAUGACGAUGGCGUCCGGGAUGGGCCACUCGGCCGCCAUGGCAGCGCCGGGACUCAACAACAUGAACCUGAACGGCAUCGGCGCCUCCGGCAUUAACUCGGCCAUGACGUCGUCGGCGUGUCCUUACGGGCCGCCGGCCUCGCCGUACAGCGUCUACAGAGACACGUGCGGCUCCAGCCUGGCCUCGCUGCGCCUCAAGUCCAAGCCGCACCCGCCCUUCGCCUACAGCGGCUUGUCGAGCGCCAGCUCUAGUCUGAGCUCCAGCCUGAACGCCUGUCAGUACAACAGCUGA
Messenger RNA from Knipowitschia caucasica, 1812 nucleotides. The record is from the annotation of a GenBank genome assembly. NCBI's taxonomy places the organism in Eukaryota, Metazoa, Chordata, Actinopteri, Gobiiformes, Gobiidae.